AUGAAACUUUGGCUCAGUUGCACACGAAAACAAAACCCGGCCAGUCACGCAGUGACUUGUCCAGGGCAAGGCAUCAUCCAGGCAGGCUUCUUGGGGCCCUAUGCCCAGUACCGGGAUAACUUACUUUCCCCGGUGCUCGAGGAGAUCGAUCAGGCAUUGGAUAUGAAGUUUACCGAAAACCUAUUCAACCAAGACCCAGGGUUUGCCAGAGACUGGUUGAUGCAUACCGCCAAUGCCCAGCCGGCAAUCUUGUCCACCACGUACAUCAUCAACUACCUCUACGAGCAAGUGGCCGGCCAGUCGUUGAUCGACUGCUCGGACGCCAUCUUGGGCCAUUCGCUAGGCGAGUACUCUGCUCUCCUCCUCAGUGGAGUCACCGACCUCUCGACAGCAGUGCGUUUGGUUCGUCGUCGAGGAGAGUUGAUGCAAAGUCUCCUCGACCCAACCUCUGACUACGGCAUGAUGGCCCUUAUGAUCAGACCAAACCAGUUUGAUUCCUUGGUCUCGUAUUUCCAAGAACACCGGGUGUUGGCCAACAUUAACUCUUUCCAGCAGCUAGUGAUCCUGGGGGAAAAGUCCCAGUUGCACUCGGUGUUAUCUGAAGUCCCCGGUAAGAAAUCAAUCUUGAAAAAAAUCAACCUACCAGUUCAAAUCCCCUUCCAUAAUGAACUUUUAUCGCAGAUCGAGCCCGAGCUUACUGGCUUGGUUGACUUCAGCUCCAUCAAACAGCCCCGGAUCCCCAUCAUCUCAAACUUAUCGGGGGAAAAAGUGCUGGACGCCAAACAGGCCGUGUCCAACACCAUCGCCGUCAACUCCAAACCGGUCCAGUGGGUCAAGUCCUUGUCGUUGUUACAAGCAGAAAACUACAGAGUACUCAACUUGGGGCCGGGCGAGGUGCUCCACAACUUGAACUCGAAGUUCGAUCUCGAGAACGUCUCGUUAUCUUCAUUAGCUUCGUUCAAUGAUAUUUAAUUAUUUCUCACUCGGGCCCCAGCUCGUUUUUUCUGACUCGCUCCUUGACUCGUUCCUGGUCCAUCCUACUUCAAUAUAAUUCUUUUUCACCAACACCCUCUGUAGGACCUCUUCCAAACCACCAUCCGGGGCAAAACCUGUAGUCACCGUGCCAUUGGUGGUGGCAGAUCACCGAAUGGCUCGAACACGAGUCAACUGUCUGCUGGUGCAACGCAGCAUUUUCUGAGCGAACAGUGAAAAAUU
Hyphopichia burtonii NRRL Y-1933 is the source of this 1215-nucleotide messenger RNA. RefSeq names its product [acyl-carrier-protein] S-malonyltransferase (gene MCT1). The transcript is spliced from 2 exons. Gene Ontology annotation, molecular function: [acyl-carrier-protein] S-malonyltransferase activity. Gene Ontology annotation, biological process: fatty acid biosynthetic process. Gene Ontology annotation, cellular component: mitochondrion. The record is from RefSeq and is a predicted model, not a curated record. Bases 1 to 972 code for a protein of 323 amino acids. Lineage: Eukaryota; Fungi; Ascomycota; Pichiomycetes; Serinales; Debaryomycetaceae.